AUGUGUAUUUAAUUGAUCAAGUUUAACUUAGGUAGGAACGAUAUUUCCAGUUCUCCUGUAGACUCAAAAUGUUUGGCACUGGAAGUUUUCUUCUUGGGAAUAUUAUCUGUCUGCUGAUCAAUAGGAGUUUGGGAUCUACCAAAUUCACCGCAGAAAAUGUAACGUCAUUAAGGAGAGCCUUACUGCAGAAUUAUGAUCCUUAUUUACGACCGCGGUUGCAGCAAGGUGAUUCAGUCGUCCUCAAUGUUAGUUUUGGCGCCAAACGCUUUCAUGAUCUCAAUGAGAAGGAACAAAAGGUUUCACUACUUGGAUAUUUUGAGAUUUCAUGGAAUGACGAAUUUCUUGUUUGGGAUAAAGAAAAUUAUUCAAACAUCGGAGACAUUGUGGUGAAAACAAAUGACAUAUGGUGGCCCACCAUAGCUUUAGGUAACCCAUUCGGGGAUUUUGAGACUCUCAAAAAUCCCUACGGCAUUUUUCGAGUUUCGUCUACGGGUGCAAUAGGCUGGAGUCCUGGGGGUUUGUUUUCUAUCACGUGCGACAUGAAUUUACUGAAGUAUCCUUUCGAUACACAAACUUGUGACUUCGUCUUUGUGGUCCUUGGAUACUCUAUUGAUGACGUCAUAUUUAACAUUAAUCCGAAUAUUCUUGAGGCACAUGGAACAACAGAGUGGGACGUCGUGAACGCAGAGAUGUUUGAUGGUGUGGAAGGAAAAACCGGACUGACAGUUCGUGUUACUCUUGAGAGAAAACCAUUCUUCGUCAUCCUGACUGUGAUAACGCCCCUGUCACUGCUCUCUGUUCUAAAUCUAUUUGUCUUUCUAAUUCCGGUUGAGUCGGGCGAGAAAACGGCCUUUGGUAUAACAACAUUUCUUGCCUACUCCAUUUACCUUUCGACUUUGGGAUCGUCCCUCCCCGAUGAUGCUACACAGAGUCCAUACAUGACUGUGUAUAUAGAAAUCCUGAUGAUCAACAGCGUGAUCAUCAUGGCAAUAGUCAUUGUCCAAACAAGAUGUUUCUUUUACCAUGGUAACAAUCUGGUGCCAUUCAGUCAUGGAAACACUGUCAGCAAUGACAAUACUGACGUAACGAAAAAUGACGACUUUUCAUUUCCAAAGGAACAAUCAAAACAACCCAAAGGAAGAACGUGGUCUAACAGCAUGGCUUUUAUUGACCGGCUACUGUUUUUUGUGUUCCUUUCCAUUUUAGGUGGCAUUAGUUUAUAUUUCUUUGCUCGGAUGACACUGUAAAUUUAUGAUUUACGACGCUUCUAUUGGAUACAAGAAAUUCAAGCAUCACUCACGAAGAUCAUGGAAGGUGAAAAUAACAGUGAUCAAUCUUAUAACUCCUAUAAGUAAUACAAAAUAGAGAGUUGGGCAAAUACGGACCCCUAGACACAUCGGAUUAUAUUUUCUUUCUUGCUUGUCACCUCAGGCGCAGCUUGGAAUGAGAUAUAUUAUAAGUGUCGAAUGUG
Molecule: messenger RNA, 1471 nt
Organism: Ostrea edulis (European flat oyster)
Lineage: Eukaryota; Metazoa; Mollusca; Bivalvia; Ostreida; Ostreidae
Product: acetylcholine receptor subunit beta-like
Exons: 1
Coding region: 69-1247 (392 amino acids)
Biological process (GO): nervous system process; regulation of membrane potential; monoatomic ion transmembrane transport
Cellular component (GO): neuron projection; membrane; synapse
Molecular function (GO): extracellular ligand-gated monoatomic ion channel activity; neurotransmitter receptor activity; transmembrane signaling receptor activity
Source: RefSeq, a predicted model, not a curated record